This is a messenger RNA of Drosophila persimilis, 1197 nucleotides long. RefSeq names its product putative gustatory receptor 59b (gene Gr59a). The record is from RefSeq and is a predicted model, not a curated record. Gene Ontology annotation, biological process: sensory perception of taste. The transcript has 3 exons. The coding region runs from base 73 to 1188 and encodes 371 amino acids. Lineage: Eukaryota; Metazoa; Arthropoda; Insecta; Diptera; Drosophilidae. Gene Ontology annotation, cellular component: membrane.
UUAUAAUGUGGAAUUCCAUCAAUUCAGUUACACGAGUAGGCCCAACGAGAACAGUUCAAGAGGCACAGGACAAUGGGGAUACUUUUGAUGCUGGACAUCUUCCAAUGGUUCGCCGUUCUCAUCGGUUUGACCUCUUACAGGCUGGUCGAUGAUAGAUUUAUUCAAACACGAAUAGCCAAGGCUUACACUUUGAUCCUUAACGUUAUCACGGUGACAAUGCUGCCGGUGGCUCUUAUGUCGGCUGUUAAAUUGUAUUACGUGGCUGUUUGGCUGCCGCGAUUCAUGUGGAUAACUCCUUUCGUCCUUUAUGCGGUGAACUACGUGGUCAUUGUCCAAACAUUGAUCUCGCGCUGUCAUCGGGACAGCAUACUGAUGGAGCUACACCAUUUGGUGGUGAAAUUGAACCGCGAGAUGGGCCGAGCUGAAAAGAAGAUGAACUCGAAGCUUCGGAGGCUCUUCUAUGUAAAGACCUUGACUACGUCGUAUCUGAGUCUGUGCUAUAUUCUGGGAACAUUCCUAUUCAGUGACGAACUCACUUUUUCCAUGAUGCUCAGCGCCUUUCUAAUUAACAAUGGAUACAACAUCUUGAUUGCCACAACACACUUCUACUUUGUGGCGUUCUGGCAAGUUGCUCGAGGAUAUGAUUUCGUGAACCAGCAACUGGAGGAGCUCAUCUCCACACCCUCGCCGUUAACAUCUAGAUAUACAGAGGAGAUGCGAAGUCUAUGGUCUUUUCACGCCAGCCUCAGCCAGACAGCGCACAAGAUAAACAGGAUCUACGGUCGUCAGAUGUUAGCAUCCCGUUUCGACUAUAUUAUAUUCACUGUCAUCAAUGGCUAUAUUGGUACGAUUUACACGAGCAGUGAACCGACGACUUUAUUCGCAAAAUGUUAUGGAGGUCUUCUCUAUUGGAUACGGACGGUGGACUUUUUCAUGACCGACUAUAUAUGCGAUUUGGUGGCUCAGUACCAGAGCAUGCCGAAGCACACCGCUAGCGAGGGCGUCAUGUCUAACGAGCUAUGUUCGUAUGUGAUCUACCAAAACAGCAUGAAUCUUAAUUUGAAGAUUUGCGGCCUCUUCCCAGCCAAUCGAAAACAGUGGCUUAACAUGAUGGGGGCUAUUCUAUGCCACUCCGUAAUGCUUCUUCAGUACCAUUUGAUGAUGUCCGCUAAGCAACACAAUCAAUAAAAAUACUAA